AUUUACAUAUCUCUUACAAAUACAGUCAUAUAAAACAAAUGCAUUUUUCCAUCUCUUACUUUUUCAAACUUUUACUUUUGAUUACUUUUAUCUAUACCUUAUCUACAGCUUCCGCAGCCAGUAGCAGUAGUGCUAAGGGAGUAAGGGAAGCCAGGCCUCGCCAGUUUAGAAUGCAAAUCUUCUCCCGGCCUUAUAGCAAGGGCAAUGUACAAACUAUCCGAGCAAUCAAUGGUGCUUCUUCGCCAUGCUGGAAUUUGUCUUCAAAAAGAGUCGGCUCUUAUGAGCUGAAUGAUCCAUUAGUCAAAGUCACAUUUUAUAGAUCAUCUGACUGCAACGGAGCACCUUCAGCCACUUACUAUAACCAGCACUCUUCAAAACAAAGCCACAUUUCAAUCAAGGCCAGAUCCGUGUCUGUUCUCAAAGUAAAGCCUGUCAUAUUAAAAGAACAGCACAAGGACCUUUAAAAAAUUAGCUGAUUGAAUGAAUAGAAAUUUCAUAAAGAGCUGCCCAUUUAAACGGUGUAGAAUAUGUAAAUAGAAAAUCCCUGAAUAAAUUAACUCCAUAUAAUUAAAUAAAAGCCAAUAAUAACCUGUUAAAA
Mucor mucedo is the source of this 598-nucleotide messenger RNA. RefSeq lists its product as uncharacterized. Lineage: Eukaryota; Fungi; Mucoromycota; Mucoromycetes; Mucorales; Mucoraceae. The record is from RefSeq and is a predicted model, not a curated record. The transcript is spliced from 3 exons. Bases 39 to 464 code for a protein of 141 amino acids.